UUGAAACUUUGGGUGGCGAAAAUUUAUCCCUUCGUCAAAGAUUGCGUGGGGAAUAGUGAUUUGGUCGAAAAAGAACAAACAAACUGCAAAAGAAACCAACCACCGUAAGAGAUUAAGAGAGAAAAAGGUUAUGUAGGCAUGGUGAUGGUGUCACUGUGACGCUUGAGGAGGUAAACACUGAACGUAGCAUGGGUGUCAGACCUGAAUUAUCGCCGUCGUUAGUGAAUUCCGUCAGAGUCACCGCCGUGGCCGAGCGAUUGGCCUCUCACGUUUUCCAUCCUGGUAGCACAUCUAGCAUCAUGGAGUUCUUCCAUCUCUGCCUCUCUCUUGCCCGGGGUAUUGAUUAUUCUGUUGCGCACAAUGAGAUUCCUGUCAAAGCUCAAGAGUUACCUAAAUUGUUGAAACAGGUAUGCCAAUGGAGGAAUGAUCUCGUACUGCAAGGUGCUAUUAUGGUGCUUAUGAUCUCUGUUAAGAAUGCUUGUAAGAUUGGCUGGUUUUCAGAUAUGGAGAGUCAAGAGCUUCUUACUCUUGCUGAUGAGGUAGGGAGUGGCUUCUCCAAAAGUAAAGAUAUUAAAGCUGGACCAAGCAAUUUGUCUUCCACUAUCUCAACAAUUAUGAACAUGUUUUAUCCAAAAAUGAAGAUGGGGCCGAUACUGGCUUCUCUUGAGGUUAAGCCUGGAUAUGGGGCAUACAUGAUCGAUUUUGCAAUCUCAAAGAACACUGUACAUUCUCCUCCAGAAAUACGGUUAUUUGUAGCACGAACAGAUGAUAUACAGACUUCUGCUUGUAUCAUAAGUCCCCAAGAAGCAAACUUUCUUUUGAAUGGAAAGGGAGUUGAUAGAAGAACUAAUGUUUUGAUGGAUCCAGGACCACAGUUGCCAACAAAUGUGACUGCAAUGCUUAAAUAUGGAACAAAUCUUCUUCAAGCAGUGGGUCAGUUCAAUGGUCAUUAUGUUGUAGUUGUUUCUUUUAUGAGUAUGGAGCCAUCGCUUGACUCUUCCUCGGUACAAGAUUAUGUUCAGUCUGAUAUGGCUGUACAAGAUUCAGAUUCUGACAUAAUUGAGGGGCCAUCAAGAGUUUCACUUAAUUGUCCGAUAAGUUAUACACGUAUCAGAACUCCUGUUAAAGGAAAAUCAUGUAAACAUCUUCAGUGUUUUGAUUUUAGUAAUUUUGUUGAUAUAAAUUCGAGAAGACCAUCCUGGCGCUGUCCACACUGCAAUCAGCAUGUUUGCUACACUGAUAUUCGUGUUGAUCAAAAUAUGGUUCAGGUUCUGAGAGAAGUAGGAAAAAAUGUUGCUGAUGUGAUUAUCUCCGCAGAUGGAUCAUGGAAAGCUAUCCUGGAAAGUGAUGACAACAUGAUCCAGGCACAUGAUAAGAUCCUUAGUGGUGAAAACCAAGGAUCAGAGCAGCAAGAGCCUCCUGGCACCUUGAAUUCUAGUCCUGCUGUUUUAGAUCUCACAAAGGAUGAUGAUGAGACAGAUGCAGUGAUCUUUGGUGAAAUUGAAGACAGGAAACCUGUCCUCACUGAUUUACAAAGUCAACCUGUUCCUACAAAUAUAACUAGGCCAUCAGAGUUGAUCAAUACUGUUGGAGUCAAUAAUAAUGUCGUCUCUCAAAUAGAGGAUGACUUCUGGGCCGGACUUUUAUUUCCAUAUGGGUCUGCAAACUCAAGUGGUGGUGGCAUUUCUGGGUCUGCUUCUGCCAAUUUUUUGUCAUCUCCUCUGUUAGCUGAUGCCAUUUCUCCUGCAGUAACUGAUGUCAUUUCUCAUGCACUUGAUCGGGAAGCAGAGGCUCUUAUCUAUCCAAAUCUUACAACUCCUGUGCUGCAAAGCCAAUAUGCUGCACCAAAUGAUAUGCAGUUACUACACUCACCAUUUGUGAACAACCAUGAAUAUGGGAGGGUGUCACUAAACAGAAAUAUAAACCGGACUCCAAUAGCAGUUCAGGCUCUCCCAGCAGCCCAGACACCAACUCCGCAACAAAGAUCAGGAGCUAAUUUUAAUUUUGUUACCCCUAAUGGAUCUUCCCCUGCUUCUCAGACCACCCUGUCUGUUGGAAAUGUUUGUAAUAGUUCGUUGCUUGCUUCUCAGACUGCCCUUUCUGUUGGAAAUGGUUACAGUGAUAUGGAGCUGCAGCAACAGUUCUCUCGAUCCCCAAUAAAUGCAUUUUUAGGGGCAGAUAUAGCUUCAUCUUCAUUGCAGCAUCAGUCUGCUGCACAGGUUGUUGGCCUUCCAGCUUCAAGCAUAUUUCCUGGUGCUAACCGAUCAUCUUCUGGGCUUUCAACCGAAAAUCAGAGUUUACGCCAGCAGCAAACUCCAAACAUUAGGUUGCCGCAAUCCAGGAGCCAAUCCCCAAGGAUGAUCCAGUCACCAUCUCUCUCAAGAACUCCAACUCAACAAGGGAGUGUACCAGUUGGGGUUGCCCAUAUAGGAGGUACUGGGAGCACCCAACGGUCCAGGGGUAUGGUUUCUACUCCUGUCACUGGUAGAAUUUCAAACCAGAUGGCUAGACAGCCACCAACUGUGCCAGUUCAAGUUCAAUCAUCCAGAACAGGGCCUCCAUACCAAGCAAACACGGAGGGUGCUAAGCCAUCAGCAGGGGAGCAAAGAGCGAACAUUGAGUUGCCAUCAGAGCAAAAUUGGCAGCCCACAGGUCGAAUGCGAGGAAGCCUUUCUGGUCGGGCAUAUUCUGCUGCUCUUAGAGAGUUCAUGAUUCAGCCAACCCAGCCAACUCAACUAGCGAGGCCAUUUUCCAAUCCAACUUCCCUCGCUACUGCUGCGCCACACCUGCAAGGGUCUUCCCUUUCCACUGCUGUGCCACACCUGCAAGGCCCUUCCCUGUCUACUGCUGCGCCACACCUGCAAGGGUCUUCCCUUUCCACUGCUGUGCCACACCUGCAAGGCCCUUCCCUGUCUACUGCUGCGCCACACCUGCAAGGGUCUUCCCUGUCCACUGCUCCGCCGCACCUGCAGGGGUAUCUCUCGAAUAGUCGGAGAGCCCAUAUUCCACAAAUGCAAAGUAAUUCAAUUACCGAACCUGAUCUGGGGAUGAAUUGAUGUAUCUAGCCAGUCGUGGUAAAGGGUUGAUAUCAGGAGGCUGUAUAUAUGUACAGGGUAUGGCCAUUUUUGUUUUACGUGGUUACUGUAAAAGUUAUUAACUAGUUUGUGACUGCUUUUAAUUUACUUGUUAUGUUUAUUAACGGUCUAUAUUCUGAUAUAACAUAUGAGGGUUAAUCUAAUUUGUUAA
Mangifera indica (mango) is the source of this 3246-nucleotide messenger RNA. RefSeq lists its product as uncharacterized. Gene Ontology annotation, molecular function: SUMO ligase activity; zinc ion binding. NCBI's taxonomy places the organism in Eukaryota, Viridiplantae, Streptophyta, Magnoliopsida, Sapindales, Anacardiaceae. Gene Ontology annotation, biological process: protein sumoylation. The record is from RefSeq and is a predicted model, not a curated record.